Molecule: messenger RNA, 1926 nt
Organism: Rana temporaria (common frog)
Lineage: Eukaryota; Metazoa; Chordata; Amphibia; Anura; Ranidae
Gene: CDK10
Product: cyclin dependent kinase 10
Exons: 14
Coding region: 210-1304 (364 amino acids)
Biological process (GO): regulation of mitotic cell cycle; protein phosphorylation
Cellular component (GO): nucleus
Molecular function (GO): ATP binding; cyclin-dependent protein serine/threonine kinase activity
Source: RefSeq, a predicted model, not a curated record
CUCCAAGUCACGUGAGAGCGCUGAGUGGGCGGGACAGGACUGGUCACAUGAUGACGCUUCCUCCAAGUCACGUGAGAGAGCUGAGCGCCCCCGUACACCGGGCAGGAUCAGCAGUGGUCAUUCUUUACAUGGAACAGUAGAGGGCGCUGAGACGAUGAGCCCAUAGACCCGUGCUGUGUACGGAGGCUGCGCAUGCUGAGCUCUCCACAAUGGCUGACACCGCACCAGAGCCCGACCCGGAGCUGGAGCAGAUCCGCCUGAAGAGCGCCCGAGAGGAGAAGUUCAUCCCGGUUCCGGAGAGGGACAGGCUCGGCCGAUGUCGCAGUGUGAAAGAGUUUGAAAAGUUAAAUCGAAUUGGUGAAGGGACUUAUGGCAUUGUGUAUCGUGCCAGAGACACCACCAACAAUGAGAUUGUGGCGCUGAAGAAAGUGAGGAUGGAUAAAGAGAAGGACGGAAUCCCGAUCAGCAGUCUGCGGGAAAUCACGCUGCUUUUAAAGCUGCGGCACCCCAACAUAGUGGGGCUCAAGGAAGUGGUGGUGGGAAAUCACCUGGAGAGCAUUUUCCUGGUGAUGGGUUACUGUGAACAGGACUUGGCAAGCCUACUAGAGAACAUGCAGACCCCCUUCACAGAAGCCCAGGUAAAGUGCAUCUGUUUCCAGCUCCUCACCGGUCUUCAGUAUCUGCAUGAGAGCUUUAUAGUGCACAGAGACCUGAAGGUGUCCAAUCUACUGAUGACCGAUAAGGGAUGUGUGAAGAUCGCUGACUUUGGUCUCGCUCGUGCAUACAGCGUUCCUGCAAAGCAGAUGACUCCUAAAGUCGUGACUCUCUGGUAUCGAGCGCCUGAGCUGCUGUUUGGAAGUACGACGCAAACGACCGCCAUCGAUAUGUGGGCUGUGGGCUGUAUCCUGGCUGAGCUUCUGGCUCACAAGCCAUUAUUACCGGGAUCUUCAGAAAUCCAUCAGAUCGAUCUUAUUAUGCAACUUCUGGGGACCCCAAAUGAGACCAUCUGGCCGGGUUUUACUAAGCUGCCUCUGGUUGGUCAGUACACGGUCCGCAAACAGCCGUACAACAACCUGAAACACAAGUUCCCCUGGCUGUCGGAGGCCGGCCUGCGCCUGCUCAACUUCCUCUUCAUGUAUGACCCAAAAAAGAGAGCCACAGCUGAGGACAGUCUGGCCAGUUCCUACUUCAAGGAGAAGCCUCUACCUUGUGAACCGCAACUGAUGCCGACGUUCCCGCAUCACCGAAACAAGAGAAUGAGCAGCGCCGGCGGGGACAGCCAGGCCAAACGCUGCAAACCGUGAAACGACAUACGUGUGAAGAAGAGUGGAGCCGCCAUGUUUUCCAGUGCUGCGGUGUGAAUGAGGACUGCCUGAUAUCUGGAAGAUGUCUCUGCAGUAAGAGUAAUGGGUACUGGUAAUGCCAGAAUAGCAAUAACAAUGUUUCAUCUGGGGGGCCGAGUCCUUCUGGUCCCCCCCUGACAAGGACUGUGAGAAUGUGGGGUGCUGGGGUUGCUACCCUCUGGAAGGACAGAUAUUCAUAGGGGGAGAUCUGUGACUGUUUCUGAUGCCCACCAAGGCCCUUCAACCAACUACUGUAGAUUGUUGAGCUUUAUGUUGGAUUCCCUGGGCAGGUGCAGCAUUGGACCCCCUUCUUCUGCCUCCAGUGAUCAUGGAGAGCGAACCAAAGAAUGGCGUUCCCUACACUUGUCCCUCGUGUGUAUCGGGAUGGAUGGAUCGGGAUGGAUGAUGAAUGCGCUCUGCAGAUCAGGGAAGGGGGAAUCUGGCCGCUCACCAGGACUGCUCAGUGCUGAGAAUUCUCUGACUUAAGUAGGGACGGUCAGACAUGGAGGACGUGUUGCAUGAACUGGCGGUAAUGUCACAAUGUCCGGACUGCCCCGGAUAAUAAAGUUUUUAUUCCUUGACA